UUCCACUUCCUCUUUCGGAAAUUGCGCAACGCGGGUAACACAAACUUGUUCCAGCAGACUUAUCCUCUCUAUGACCUAACACUUUAAUGCCGCGACAGAAACCUUUCAGUUCAAAGCAAAAGAAGUUUCAACUACAGGAUAAGCGUCAAAGAAAGAAGGAAUCCAGUCACGAUGGAAGUGAUCCAGAAGAGGCCAUCCACAAACGUCGGGAUCGAUCACAGCCACAGCAAAAUUUGAGGAGAGGCAAAUUAGGAGCUGUACCUGACAGACGAACAAACCCUCACAGAUACUGUCUGCAGUUCUUUAAAGAGAGUAAUGAAGAGAUUGAUAGACGGAAGACAUUGGCUAGACGGCCUUUACGUGAAAUACCAGAGGAUGCGUUGGAAGUGGACAUAGAUCAGGUAUACCAGCCAGGGUCUGUCCUUGACCUCCCCAAACGACCUCCAUGGAACUACUCUCUGUCCAGAGCCGAGUUGGAGGCCAGGGAACAGAAGUACUUUCAGGAAUACACUGAGGCGAUUACUGAAAAGUUCCCCCCAGAACAGCUCAGUUACUUCGAGAUGAACUUAGAAACUUGGCGGCAGUUAUGGCGAGUGUUGGAGAUGUCGGACAUCCUACUUCUAAUUCUGGACAUCAGAUAUCCGGUUUUACACAUGUCCCCUGCGUUGUACCAUACCGUUACCCAUGACCUUGGCAAGUCAAUCAUUAUCAUCCUUAACAAGGUUGACCUGGCUCCACCUCCUCUAGUCAUUGCAUGGAAGAGUUUCCUUCAGCAAAAAUAUGAAAAAGUCCACAUUGUCUUGUUUACCUCAUAUCCAAACGAGGCUCUGACAGAGGGAGGUGAUGAGAUAAAAGCUAAGCUGAGACGUAAGCGUGGAGGUGGGGCAUGGACCAGAGCCAUGGGACAGGGGCAGCUGCUGGAGGUCUGUCAGAAUAUUGUCGGGGACAAAGUUGAUCUCAGCAGCUGGCAUGAUAAACUGGUCUCAGCUGAUGCAAUGAAAGAGGAAGAGGACACGGAAGAUUCCUCAGUAGUCAGGAGUCAGUAUGAGGACACGUCCUACAAACAUGAGGAAACAACUCGGUACCAAAAUGGAGUCCUUACUAUUGGAUGUGUUGGUUACCCCAACGUGGGGAAAUCCUCCCUGUUGAAUGGUCUUAUUGGUAAGAAAGUAGUCAGUGUAUCGAGAACCCCUGGCCAUACCAAACAUUUUCAAACCAUAUUUCUGACCCAAACAAUAAAGCUGUGUGACUGUCCAGGCCUAGUGUUUCCUUCACUCAUCGACAAAUCGCUUCAGAUAUUGGCUGGUAUUUACCCCAUUGCACAAGUGCGGGAGCCAUUCACUCCUGUUGGUUUCCUGGCGGAGAGGAUAGACAUAUUGAAUCAACUCCGCCUGAAGCAUCCAAAUUGUGAAAAAAAUGCUGCAAAGUCUCUGAAGUGUUGGAGCGCAUAUGAUAUAUGUGAAGCCUGGGCUGAGAAGCGAGGGUUUAUUACAGCCAAGUCAGGCAGACCUGAUCUUCAUAGGGCAGCUAACAACCUGCUGAGGAUGGGACUGGAUGGUCGUCUAUGUCUGUGUCUUAGACCACCAGGGUACACCGACAACAAAGGUCACUGGGAACGCCAUCAAGAGACACUCAAGCUCAUUGGUGAUUUGGAGUGUUAUAGAGUCAAUGGUAUGUCUGAUGGAGAAGAUGAAUUCAGUGAUGAAGAUCUGGCACAUCUAGGUCGGGAAAACGAUUCAGACGACGAAGAAGAAAGUGAGGGAGAAGAUGAGGAAAAUGAAGAUGGAAGCAAAUAUGUUUCAAAUAAUCCUUUUGCACUGUUAGGAGGUGAUGACUGAUUUGAUAAGUUCUUCAUACUUUAGGAGUCAAUUUCGCCUCUGGCAUGGCUGACUUUUUCUGUGGGUAAUUGGAACAAGCCCUCUGCGCCAGUGUCUUUUAUUUUGUAUGCAUGCAUGACAUGUAAGGAAUUUAAACUUGUGUUAAAAUGUGCCAGCCUAAACUUCUAUGACCUUUAUAAAAUGCUUCAGGGCAGUAAGGACAAGUGAUGUAUCACAGUUCUCCACAUACAAUAUUUCAUGCAUUUAAUUUUUUAGCUCUUCUGUUCGAAAAACAUAGAACUUAUGCUAUACACUGUUAUGUUAUGUUAUGAAUUGUGUUAUUCAAUGUGUAUGCUUGCAUGCUGAUAGUGUCAUUGGGGAUCUAAUGUUGAUGCAGUGGAGCCAGAAUGGAUUUUCACCUUUUUUGGACAUAACUUUUUCACCCCAAAUCGCCAGGUAAAGGGUUAUUUUCAUCCUUCUGUUAGACUGAAUAGGUAACUGUUUGGCAUCUUCUCUAGCCAAGUGUUCGCUUCGUGUACACUCCACUUACCCUUGGCGGAUAUAGCCGUGUUUUCAUAAUUCCCUCCACUGCCACCUAGUGGAUAUACUGAGUUAUCAAUCUUCUCCCAAAAAACAUUGAACCAAUAAGAAUGACCGUUACAUACAUACUCCAUCGGCCUGUUGACAAAAGCAUGUGUAUGUCGAGGCAGAGUAUAAAUGACAGAGCAAUAUGGAAACAAUCUAAAGGCGGCACACAUAUUUUCCCAGGUCAUCAUUUACAUGUGGCACGUAGUCCAGGAUUUCCACCAACUGAUUUAAAACUCCAGAAGCUUCCCCAAAGAUCGUGCGCCUAUUUAUUAAACACUCUGACAUAAACGACAACGUGCUCCCGUACAGGGCGUCGCCAUUACUGUUUUCCUUUGUCAACAGCGCUAUAUGUAAGACGCGAUUUCAUUGGAUGCGAGUGAUUGGCACCGCACGAAAAUUGAAGGCUCGGUAAACACGGCUAUAUAUAUCCGCCAAGGGUAAGUGUAUACGAAGCGAACACUUGGCUAGCCAAGAUGACUGUUUGGUGGCUUAGACAUCACCACUGGCUAGCUCAUUUAACAUGAAGAUCCAGUGAGUUUAUGUGAUCAUAAUGUAUAUUGAAAUAAAUGCCCUCCAACAGUUUUGAAAUCACAGCGGCCAGUGUUAAAAUCUACAGGUGAUAUUCUUCUAAAGAUCCAUAAAGCCUAUUAUAAUGGUAAAUGACCAGCAUUUUCUUGGUAUGAAAGGAUAUCAAUAUGUUUUCAAAUACUUACCAGUUACCACAAACACUUUCAAUGUUACAGGGGUCAAGUAUGCUAAAAUCUGCAAACAAUUUCUGAAAAACAUAAGCAAGAUUUAGAUCAAAGAUACUGAUAUUUGGCUUGUUACUUUGGGAAUCAAUUUUGUGAAAUUAAGUGACCCAGACACACAUUCCAAGGUACAAUGAUCAGAUUUGUGAACUAUUUUAUAGAAAUUUUUCAAAUAUGUGAGUUUGAUCCACUUUCAAGGUCAUAGAGUUAAAAUGAGUUAACAGUAAAUGGCUGCUUAAAAUCUACUGUAGCUUGCUGGAAUAACAGGCCAUCAAAUUUGUUCAAGUAAAUGACCUUGACCUACUGUGAAAGAUAUUUGAUAAGUAAACUAUUUCAAAAACUUCCAAAUAUAUCGAUAAAGAAUAGAGGAAUGAUAUCUGGUCUUUAGUGUGAGUUUUCUUGUUGUCAAGUGUGUGUAAAUAAAACUGUCCUUGACCCUCUUUGAAGGUUACAGAGUCCAGAUGUGUUUGUCAACACCAUUUAAUAACAUGAAAGUUAUACAAGCCCAUAGGGCCUCGUUACAUUAAAUGUUAUUCAUUGCAAAGAAAAUGUGCAAAUUAUUUAAUUUCUCAAUGAAGAAAACAAUGCAUUUAAUUGAUGAUCCAAAUGUUAAGUCAAGAGCUAUAGCUGUCUUUGUUAUUGAUUUAUAAAUGGAAAAUGUAUUUUCACAAUUUUAACACCAUUACAUACAUUUCAUAAGUAAUAUACAAAUUGUACUAUGUUUUUAAAUUGGGUUUUUGUGGUAGUCCUUAAUACCUUGUAUAAUACUUACCAUAAGAAGCUUUAUCCGUAUAUCUGUUCACAAUGUUACUUCAUUUUAAACCGUUACAGUUAUUAAAACAUGAUAGGUGUU
Molecule: messenger RNA, 4007 nt
Organism: Mizuhopecten yessoensis (Yesso scallop)
Lineage: Eukaryota; Metazoa; Mollusca; Bivalvia; Pectinida; Pectinidae
Product: guanine nucleotide-binding protein-like 1
Exons: 13
Coding region: 87-1838 (583 amino acids)
Molecular function (GO): GTP binding; GTPase activity
Source: RefSeq, a predicted model, not a curated record